Messenger RNA from Lobosporangium transversale, 963 nucleotides. RefSeq lists its product as hypothetical. The record is from RefSeq and is a predicted model, not a curated record. NCBI's taxonomy places the organism in Eukaryota, Fungi, Mortierellomycota, Mortierellomycetes, Mortierellales, Mortierellaceae. The transcript has 4 exons. The coding region runs from base 1 to 963 and encodes 320 amino acids. Gene Ontology annotation, molecular function: protein binding.
AUGCAUUGGACACGUGCUAAAGUGCAUGGCCAAAUCCCACCCAAGGAUCUCCGUGCUCAGACAGUCAAUCUUGUUGGAGAGUCGAUAUACGUCUUUGGGGGUUGUGACGCCAAGAACUGUUUCAACACACUCUACAUUUUUGAUGCUGAUACCAUGCAUUGGUCACAACCUAAGACAUUUGGAUCAAUUCCUCCGCCUUGUCGCGCACACACAUCAACUUUAGUUGACAACAAGCGUUUGUAUAUUUUUGGUGGGGGUGAUGGACCACAAUACUUUAACGAGCUCUACAUGCUAGACACUGGUAAACAAAAUACUCUAACAUGGACGAAUCCGCAGACAACUGGUACGCGUCCCUGUCGAAGACGUGCGCAUACGACUUGUGUGUACAGCAACCAUAUCUAUGUCUUUGGUGGCGGUGAUGGUGUCCAAGCGCUGAACGAUACAUAUCAAUUGGAUCUGAUAACAAUGCAUUGGAGUGAGGUGAAAACAAUAGGUGACAUCCCACUCUCACGCGGUUAUCACACUAGCAACCUGAUCAAGUCACAAUGGAUCAUUUACGGCGGGAGUGAUGGACAAGAAUGUUUUUCAGAUGUUCAUGUCCUUGAUCUAGACUCGAAAGAGUGGACUAAAAUCGACAUCAAUAGAGCACUCCCGAGAUUGUCGCAUACAUCGACACAGGUGGGAUCAUACUUGUUUGUGAUUGGUGGACAUGACGGCAGCCGUUACUCUUGCGAUGUAGUGAUGUUGAAUCUGGUGACAUGGUCAUGGGAGACGCGUAAAAUAUACGGAAUUCCGCCAGCAGACCGAGGAUACCAUGCAUCGUUAUUGUAUGACUCAAGGUUGUUCAUGUUUGGUGGAUAUGAUGGGCAGACUGUGUUCGAUGACAUUUAUAUUCUAGACUUGAGCACUUGCGCUUAUCUGCCACAGAUUACAGAUUUUCAGGUACAGUUAUUUCUGCUGUAA